AUGGAUCAGAUAAACCUGAACAUAAGUCAGCGCAUGUGGCUGGACGUAGUCAAGGAUUAUGACUGCGAGAUCUUUUACCGUCCUGGUAAAGUGAACGUUGUGGUAGAUGCCCUGAGCCGCAAGUCGGCUGGAUCUUCAGUUCCGGCGUCGUGUAUGAGGAUAUCGGUGGAUUCUCCACUUGUGAGCUUGAUCAGGGAAGCUCAAACUAAGGGUGUACGACAGGAGAAUUGGAAAAUUGAGAGGAUCAGGGGCGAGAUCAUCAGAUUCGUGCAGGAUAGUCGUGGAUUGUUGACCCAUUGUGGUCGGGUGUGGGUUCCGAUGUCUAGUGGGGUUAGACAGAUCGUGCUAGAGGAGGCUCACGAGUCUCGUUUCUCUAUUCACCCGGGAGCCACCAAGAUGUAA
Messenger RNA from Lactuca virosa, 402 nucleotides. Lineage: Eukaryota; Viridiplantae; Streptophyta; Magnoliopsida; Asterales; Asteraceae. The record is from the annotation of a GenBank genome assembly.